UGGCAACAUUGUUUAAAACCAUUCCGGAGGCUGUCGAAAAUCGUCGCUAUGGCUCAUCUUUGUCUAAUUUUGUUCGUCUCGUCUGAUUUCAGUUUCUUUGCUGAUAUGUCUAGAACAGUGGCUGUUUUUUCCAAACACUCCACCUCUCUUUUAAACAAACUGAGGGAGCUACUGCCCUCUCUGGUGUUUGUGGAAGUUUUACCAUCAGACCUAUCGCCUCUCAAGGAGGCGGAGAUCAUUGUUGGCGACUACAAUCUGAUCGCCCCACAUCUCUAUCAACUUCCCAAACUCAAAUGGGUGCAGGGAACAUGGGCCGGCCUGGACUCUUUGUGGCCCCACAUCGACAGGCAAGCGCCCCCAAAGUUCCCCAUUACGCGAACAUCGGGGGAAAACUUCGGAACACUCAUGCGAGAAUACGUGAUAGCCAACAUGGUGUUUUGGGAAAGAAACUACUUCAAGGCGAUAGAGAACCAGAAAGCGAAGCUCUAUGAUAGAGACGUGAGCCCUAACGACUAUCGCUCGAUUGCGGACCUGAAGGUCGCCAUAUUGGGAGUGGGGUCUAUUGGAAGCAUUAUUGGAAGAUCUUUGAAAGGUUUGGGGGCGACAGUGUAUGGUAUGGGGCGCAGAGCGACAAUCCCGCUGGAGGCCCCGGAAAAUGCUUAUUUGGAGAAAUACUAUAACAAAACCGGGCUUGGCGAGCUGCUGAGCAGCGUGGAUUACAUCGUGAAUGUUCUGCCCAAAACCCCGGAAACUACCAAUAUUUUAGGGAAUGGAAUGUUGAAACACUGCAAAAAUAAAAAUGUGGUUUUCAUCAACAUCGGACGAGGAAACGUGCUAACGGAACUCGAACUAGUCCAGGCCCUAAACGAGAAAUGGAUAUCCGGAGCGAUUCUGGAUGUCUUUGAAAAAGAGCCUUUGCCUCAGGAGAGCCAACUCUGGACGCUCCCCAAUGUUUUUAUUACGCCCCACAUUUCGGGCAACAGUCGGGCUCAAGACAUUGCGGAAAAAUUCCGAAUCAACCUGGCCAGGUUUGAGAAGAAUGAGCCUUUGGUGAAUCAGGUCGACUUCGACAAAGGCUACUAGCUACUGUAACUUUUGAAUAAAUUACUUUAUUGUACAGUUUCAAA
Molecule: messenger RNA, 1127 nt
Organism: Dendroctonus ponderosae (mountain pine beetle)
Lineage: Eukaryota; Metazoa; Arthropoda; Insecta; Coleoptera; Curculionidae
Product: glyoxylate/hydroxypyruvate reductase A
Exons: 7
Coding region: 49-1083 (344 amino acids)
Molecular function (GO): NAD binding
Source: RefSeq, a predicted model, not a curated record